Glarea lozoyensis ATCC 20868 is the source of this 762-nucleotide messenger RNA. RefSeq names its product NAD(P)-binding Rossmann-fold containing protein. The record is from RefSeq and is a predicted model, not a curated record. The coding region runs from base 1 to 762 and encodes 253 amino acids. The transcript is spliced from 5 exons. Gene Ontology annotation, molecular function: oxidoreductase activity, acting on the CH-OH group of donors, NAD or NADP as acceptor. Lineage: Eukaryota; Fungi; Ascomycota; Leotiomycetes; Helotiales; Helotiaceae.
AUGCCGUCUUACGUAGUGACUGGAGCUUCAAAAGGCCUUGGGUUCGCCUUCAUAAAGCAGCUCGCCUCAGAUCCGGCCAACACAGUUGUGGGAAUUGUUCGAGACAUGGUGGCUACUGAGGAAAAGCUGAAAAAGCAUGGCAUCCAUAAUGUCAAAAUCUACGCAGCGGAUAUUACCGAUUUACCUGCGCUCGAGGCUGCCGCAACAGAGAUCCAGAGGACAGUAGGCGGUAUUGACUAUCUCAUAGCAAACGCCGCUUUCGUGUCGGGUGUAACGUCGUUGCGGAAUCUUUCAGAUUUUGCUGGAAGGCCAGAAGUGCUACGAAAGGACAUGAUAGACUCGUUCUCUACCAAUGUUGUCGGCUUUAUCAAUACGGUCAAUGCCUUCAUUGCUGGAGUCCGCACAGGGCAGGUCAAAAAAGUCAUCGCAAUUACGAGCGGUAUGGGUGAGAUUGGCUUCAAAGCGGGAGUAAACAUGGCAAUAGCUAAGUACAGCGCAAUCUAUCGACAAGAGGGAAUUCUUGUUUUUGGUAUUUGCCCAGGAUCGAUUGAUACCGAUGCACAAAAUGCUAGCAACCUGAAUGAAGAAGACCUGAAAAGACUACAAGCGGUUGGAGCAAAAACUAUUGCCUAUGCGCCACACUUCAAAGGACCGGUUUCAGCUGAGGAGGCUGCUAAGAGAGUCUUGGCUAUCGUGGAAAUGGCAAGAUUUGGGGAUGGGAAAGCUGGGACCACAAUCUCUCAAACCGGGACUGAUAGAUAG